AUGAGCUCGGUGAUACAAUUACAAGAGAGUGAAACACAUGUGUAUAUCUACCCAUCAUCAUCAGAUGAUGAUAAACAACAAAUACUUCAAACAUAUUCAUCAUCAUCAUCAUCUUCUUCCGUUGAACAUGAUGAUUCCAUUAAAGAAAUACUAUCAAAUCAUCGAAAAAUUCUUUUUGAUAAAGCACUUGGUGAAAUGUUAACACGACAUUUUUAUUUAAUUCAACAUGAAUUUUUAUCAUCAGAUCGAUUUGAAGGUUGGAUUUAUACAUAUAAUCGUCAUCGAUAUAAAAUCAUAAUUAGUUAUCAUUCAUCAUGUUCAUGUAAAAAAUUUCAAAAAAAUAACGUUUGUAAACACUUUCUAUUUGUACUCAAACGUAUUUUUAAUAUUAAUCUUUAUUCAUUGGAUCUUCGUCUUUCAAUCAUGGAAUAUCGUCGAUUUACUAAUAUAGAUUUAGAAUAUAUUUUUCAAGGACAAAUUCGUCGACUUUGUUCAAUUGUUCCACCAUCGUCACAAUUAAAUAAAGAAGAGCAAUUACUUUUAACUUUUAAACGUCAAUCAAUUGAUUAUAAUGAUGUUUGUCCAAUAUGUUUUGAACGCUUACUUAUGAAAAAUAGAAAAUUAGUAACAUGUUUUUAUUCAUGUGGUAAAUCAAUGCAUAAAGAUUGUAUGAAUGAAUGGAAACAUAUUAAAGGAAAAUCAACUAAUUGUCCACUUUGUCAAGCUCAUUGGAUAAAUGCAUCAGCAGCAGAAAAAGCUGUAAUCGACUAUUAUGCACGUCGUUCUUAUCCGAUUGAGAAACAAAAAAAAUAUAUUUUAUGUUGUUUAUACACUCCGCCAGAUUAUUUCUAG
Molecule: messenger RNA, 852 nt
Organism: Rotaria sordida
Lineage: Eukaryota; Metazoa; Rotifera; Eurotatoria; Philodinida; Philodinidae
Source: the annotation of a GenBank genome assembly